Messenger RNA from Alternaria alternata, 1951 nucleotides. RefSeq names its product FAD dependent oxidoreductase. Gene Ontology annotation, molecular function: oxidoreductase activity. The transcript is spliced from 2 exons. Gene Ontology annotation, cellular component: cytoplasm. The record is from RefSeq and is a predicted model, not a curated record. Lineage: Eukaryota; Fungi; Ascomycota; Dothideomycetes; Pleosporales; Pleosporaceae. The coding region runs from base 490 to 1911 and encodes 473 amino acids.
CGGAGUUCAUUAGCACUGCCUCUUUUUACAUAAUCCACACUACUGACUCGCGGACUCAGCUCCGGUUCCGCAACCUGCCAUGUGCCAGGUACCAGUUGCCCUCACCGCUUUAGGGAGUACCUUCAUGUCUUCUUGUGCUCUGUGCUUUCGUGAAGCUCUCUACAACACGCGAUGACGAUUUCAAUACCGGAUAUGUCUUCCCUGAAUGCCGUAGACGUCACGUCCAAUCAUCGGAGUUAAACGAUGAUAACCCAGAUGGCAUAAGCAGCCAUGUCGAAUUCCGGAGUAUGACCCACCACCCCUCCAUCACGCCCCCGUGAGGUUGACCAUCCAUCGGUACAAAACACUCAUUCCGAAUCUGAAGGAUAACGUUCGCCACACCGCAUCGGUUUAUCGUCGAGGGUUUGCAUAGAGCGAACAUAUAUUUAAGACUCAAUUGCGAUCCGUUCCACCCCUCUCUCCUGUACUCCGUCUAUACUCGUACCUAUCAUGAAGCAAGAACGCGCAACUCUCCCAACACCUAACUCGACAGACUCGUUCUGGCACACCGAACCGAAUGAGUUCCUGAUCGGCCACCGCACAACGGAGGAAUUGCCUGCUGAGGCUGACAUCGUUAUUGUGGGGUCUGGAAUAACGGGCACAAAUGCAGCCAGGUAUCUCUCGGAGGAUCAGAGAGCUGCCGGUAAGAGUAUCGUUCUGCUCGAGGCCCGAGAGGCAUGUUGGGGCGCUACAGGAAGGAAUGGUGGACACUGCCAGCCCCUCCUCUUCGACCGAAGUAGCGAUGUAGCCGAGUUCGAGCUCAAGAACGUCGCUGCGGUGCGAUCCUAUAUUCAGGACAACAACGUGCCUUGCGAGUGGCGCGACGUAACUGGCUGCCGCACGUUCUGGACUGAAGAGGCGAUGAGCGAGGCUGAAAAGGAAAUCGAACAUCUCAGGAAAACAUCACCUGAAAUCGCACGCCAUGUUACCAUCCUCAAGGAAAAGGAGGAAUUUAAGAAGCACCGCGUCACACCCGAGUGUGUUGGAUUGACACUAAGUGAAGGAGCUGCGAGUCUAUGGCCGUACAAACUAGUUACCUUCAUGCUCGAGAAGCUCGUUAAGAACGGCCAGCUCAACCUACAGACCAAGACUCCCGUCACCGAAAUUACCUCGUCAGACGGCACGCACACUCUCCACACGCCCCGCGGCACCAUCAGCAGCAAGACCGUCAUUCUCGCGACCAAUGGCUACACAUCAGCUCUCCUACCCCACUUCGCCGAUCUCAUCGUGCCCUGUCGUGGAGAGAUGUCAGCCCUGAUCCCACCUGCAGGAAUGACGCUCUUGCCAAACUCGUACGGCAUGGUUGCGGCUCUAGGCCAACCAGCCAACAACGACGACUACCUCAUUCACCGUCCAUUUGAGGGCGUUCCAAACCCUGGUGGUCAUCUGAUGUUUGGUGGCGGCCGCGGAGCAGGACAUUAUCCAAGCAUAGGCGUUUCUGAUGACACUGUAAUCGAUGAAGGCUCUGCUGCAUACCUUCGCGGUGCGCUGUUAAAGGUUAUGGAGCUAGGUGGGCAGACGGAAGGUCUGAGUGAGCUUAAAGCUGCCGCACAGUGGACUGGCAUCAUGGGUUAUUCGCGUGAUGAUCACCCAUGGGUUGGUAAGGUGCCGGGCAAUGAAGGCUUAUGGCUCGCCGGUGGAUACACAGGACACGGUAUGCCGAACGGCACAUUAUGUGGAAAGGCUGUUGUCGACAUGGUACUCGGUGAGAUGGACGGCAAAGACCUGACCGCUGUACACGAGGAGAUGGUUCAAAAGGGCGAUAUGCCCAAGAGCUACAUCCUGACAAAAGAAAGGAUCGAUCGAUCAAGACAGAUGCUCACAGUACAGCAACAGGAUGCACAGGGAGUACACAUGAACGGUGUUGUAUAGAUCUCAAUGAUGAUACCGUUGGCCCGUUCUUGCGCCGAUU